UAUUACUCGAUUCCUGGGAGUCGUGCCAAGGCGCGGAUGUACUUCUUGAAUCUCCGUCGACGAUGAGCGGAGUCCACAUUGCAGAGGCUCUCAAUAUACCCUACUUCCGUACUUUCACUAUGCCUUGGACCAAGACGUCCGACUUUCCUCAUGCAUUCCUCAGUCCGCCAGUCGACGCCCCUACAUUCAAUAGCGCUUCAUAUGUGCUAUUCACUAAUGUCAUGUGGGCGGCGACAUCGGGGCAAAUCAACCGCUGGCGGCGGCAGACUCUCAAGAUUGGAAAUACGGACAUGAACCAUCUCGCACAAUCGAAGAUUCCUUUCAUCUACAACUUUUCGCAAGCAGUGGUCCCCAAACCCUUGGACUGGAGUGACUCAAUCACAGUCUCCGGAUACUGGUUUCUGGACAAUCCCGAGGGUGUCAAUUGGACACCUCCGCAAGAUCUCGUCGAUUGGAUGGCCCAGGCACGGAAGGACGGCAAGCCCAUCGUUUACAUCGGAUUCGGAUCGAUCACAGUGCCGCAUCCGAACAAGACCACGGCGCGGAUCGUCAAGGCUGUUCUCGAGAGUACGAGCGUCUCCUGCUGCCCGAUUUUUAUCCGGGACUGAUUUUGCGUGGCAGGCGAUGUGCGGGCGAUCAUCUCCAAGGGCUGGUCGGCCCGGAUGAGCAAAGUGGACAAGGAUCCCGAGGUGGUGAUGCCCACGCAGUGUUAUGAGCUGGAGAAGAUCCCGCAUGACUGGCUGUUCCCCAAGAUAGACGCCGCUGUGCAUCACGGCGGUGCGGGCACCACGGGUGCUAGCCUAAGGGCGGGUAUUCCCACGCUGAUCAAGCCGUGGUUUGGAGACCAGUUCUUCUGGGCCAGUCGCGUGCAGAAGCUAGGCGCGGGAUUGAAGGUCUCCAGUUUGCACGGUCACGAGUUGGCUGACGCGUUGACGAAAGCUACGACCAGUCGGAUCAUGAAGGAGAAAGCUGCCGCAGUUGGCGAGAAGAUUAGGGCUGAAGAUGGCGUGCACACUGCCAUACAUACCAUUUACACUCUGUUACCCCGCGCUGGAGAGUACAUCGAGAAGAUCCGCGAGCAUUAACGCGGUUGUUGUUGCAGUAGCAUAUCACUACAUAAAUUAACCACUAAUGUUGUAUGUUCAUAGUUUUGCCUUAACCACCACUUUGUUCAGCCCGGAGAUGAUCUCUUCAACCUC
Mycena citricolor is the source of this 1199-nucleotide messenger RNA. NCBI's taxonomy places the organism in Eukaryota, Fungi, Basidiomycota, Agaricomycetes, Agaricales, Mycenaceae. The record is from the annotation of a GenBank genome assembly.